Lentinula edodes (shiitake mushroom) is the source of this 1821-nucleotide messenger RNA. RefSeq lists its product as uncharacterized. The record is from RefSeq and is a predicted model, not a curated record. Lineage: Eukaryota; Fungi; Basidiomycota; Agaricomycetes; Agaricales; Omphalotaceae. The transcript is spliced from 2 exons. The coding region runs from base 310 to 1665 and encodes 451 amino acids.
CUGCUCAGUGCGAUAACAAAGCGGCGUUUUGGUGUCGAUCAAGAAUCUCACGGAGAGUCAGCUGAGGAAAUUAGCCGAAACUGCCAAGGCACGAGGCCUGGAUCUUAGAUACCAUAACUUUAGCGCAAUUUCCAAAAAUGAAAUUACGAAAUCCAGCCCAAUGAGACUUCUUUGUUGCAUUGAACACGACCAACGACGACGACGACAUCCACUUGAAUUAUACCACAACACUUGACGAACAACGAACAUAGCAGUCACGACGAACAACGCAACUCUCUGCACAUCAUCCGUUCUCAAAGCGCAACAUCCAUGUCUGAAAUAUACGGCUUGGACUACGACAAAGCUUUCCUUGAUUCACUUCCAACAGCAGGACAUCCUGUGAACAACGCAUCGUCCUUGCCGUCUUCAAUCAACGCCGGAGAAAUGAUGAGCUCGCGUCUGGCACCAGCCAUUCAUACGCUCACCGUGUCCCAGUUCAAAGAUCUUCACUAUCAGCAUAUUCUCUCCCAUCCUCCCGAUUCAGUUCUUUUCCCAUUUUUACAUGGCAUAGAAGGCGAUAACGAAGCGCAAAACUUAUUUUUUGCCACUCAGGGUCAGCAGGCUGUUGUAUACAAUAGGCGCGACGACAACGAACCGUCAAUACACCCCCAAGUUAAUCGCGGACGAGUUCCAAAGUAUCGAGGCAUGAUGUGGGUUAUAUGCGAGGACGACCUGGAGAAUCCUGACAAGGACCUCAGAAUUCUUGUCCAUCGACCAAGUAACCUAUCGUCAUACGCACCUUCGGAACAUUACGACGAUUCGUCUGACUCUUAUUUUGACGACGAGGAUGAGCUCGACGACAACUUCGAUGACUCUUCUUCCGACUCGUUUGGUGAGCUAAUGUCUCCGGACUCAACUACUCCAUACACCAAGGAGCCUGUUGUGCGUCCAGUAUCCGCAUCACAAAUGGACCUCGACAUACAGUACAACGAUAGCAGUGACGACGUUGAUGACCUUCAUCACAAUCCUGGCGUCGUGGAAAUCGUUGAGAUUGGCGCAGACGAUAAGCAUAUGCAUCCUGUACAGCACCGGGCUCUUCAUCCUCUGCCUACUCCCAUUCGUACUACCGACCUUCCUAACUCCCAUCAUAGUAAAUCUCCUACCACCACCACCACGACUGCAUCCGGGUUCUCCUCUAGUCCUCUUACGGAUAAUGGCACGGAACCUUCCACAGCUCUGACGGAACCUGAGUCUGACGAUAGGUGUCACUCCCUUUCUCCUUCUUCUCAUGAACAAACUGAGAGGCAUUCUUCACCUCCUCGCAUUCUUGGCUCUCGCCAUCUUAAACAUACCUCUUCAUCUUUUCGUAAAACUCCACCUCCACCUCCACCUCCGAUCCUAACCUCGACAUUUCGUGCUUGUGAUCUUCUCAGACCAGUUCGUGGAUCCGAAACUUCCCCACACUCAAAACCACAGGAAUACACGAGGAGUGGUGCCAACCAUGCUGCUGGCGGAGCCCAAACUGAAGCCGACUGUGCAAACGAUCAGAAGAAACUUAGUCAAGAGGAUGAUGACGGGGAAUGGGAGUUUGUGCCGCUGCAUGUACCAGAGGGAAUUUCUCUGAGGAAUUUUGGUAUACAAGUGGUAAGCUUACUACAUGCUAUCUUUUCGAAAUUGAAAGGCUAAUCGAACGAGUUCACUUCGUAAUAUAGCCUAUAUUAGCUUCCGUUUCGGACAUCAUAAUAUACUCCCCAAACGCCACCGGCGCAGCCCAGUCGGCUAAUGCCCUUAGGUUAGCCAGGCGAUUCAAGCAAGCUGUGGAGAGGAAGAGAAGAGAAAGAG